GUAAUAUAAGAGUAAAUCAGGUAUAAUUGCUCCUCCACACACACACUGUCCUGUAGGCGCAGCAGCAGAUUCAGUCAGACUUCAUCCGCUCGGCUCAGGAAGAGAAAUCGGCCAUCUCUAAACCGGCCAUCACUGCAAAUAUCACAGGCUCUAAAUCCAGAAAUCACAUUAAGCCCGGGAGGAAUACCGCGAUCCACGGGAACAGGUAUUACAGUCCUGCUGAGGGGAUGUUCAGUCUUGCAUCGUAAGGAAGAUCACUUUGCCCACCUGACACAUGAGGACCACUCAUUGUACAGGGAUCAUGAGGGCUGCGCUUUCGUGAGAUAUCAAAGGACUCUGGUAAUGUGCCAUGGGGUACGACGUCACCAGGUUCCAAGGAGAGGUGGACGAGGAUCUGUUAUGUCCCAUCUGCAGUGGGGUACUGGAGGAGCCAGUGCAGGCCCCGCAUUGUGAGCAUGCUUUCUGUAACGCCUGCAUCACACAGUGGUUUGCACAGCAACAGAUCUGCCCUGUGGACCGCACCGUGGUGACUCUAGCCCAUCUUCGACCCGUUCCCCGAAUCAUGCGUAACAUGCUUUCCAAGCUGCAGAUCACCUGUGAUAACGCCGGCUUCGGCUGCACGGCCACCCUUCGGCUCGACCAGCUGCAGUCACAUCUCAAGGACUGCGAACACAACCCUAAACGACCCGUCACGUGUGAAGAAGGCUGCGGGCUAGAAAUGCCCAAAGAUGAGAUGCCCAAUCACAACUGUAUUAAGCACCUACGCAGCGUGGUGCAACAACAGCAGACCAAGAUCGCAGAUCUAGAGAAGACUGCAGCUGAGCACAAGCACCAACUUGCAGAACAGAAACGUGACAUCCAGCUCCUGAAAGCUUACAUGCGAGCGAUACGAAGCGCUAACCCUAACUUACAGAACCUGGAGGAGAGCAUAGAGUACAAUGAGAUCCUAGAGUGGGUGAACUCUCUCCAGCCUGCUCGCGUGACCCGCUGGGGAGGAAUGAUCUCCACACCCGACGCCGUCCUCCAGGCCGUCAUCAAACGAUCACUCAUAGACAGUGGAUGCCCGUUGUCGAUCGUUAAUGACCUCAUCGAGAACGCCCACGAGCGUAACUGGCCCCAAGGCUUGGCCACGCUGGAGACACGGCAGAUGAACCGCCGAUAUUACGAAAACUAUGUGGCCAAGCGCAUUCCGGGUAAGCAGGCCGUGGUGGUGAUGGCCUGUGAGAACCAGCACAUGGGUGAAGAUAUGAUUCUGGAGCCGGGGUUGGUUAUGAUCUUCGCUCAUGGCGUUGAAGAGAUCUUAUAGUCUGUACAUAGGUGGGUGCCAAUAAAGAAAAGCAGAAAGGGGUUUACAGAGACUGAAUUGAUUCCCCCCUCUAAAAAAUUCUCAGUUCAUCCCACUUAAAAUAUCAAGACCUCAUCGGCAGUCGUUACCUCAAAUUCUAAGGAAGGACACAGGCAGAGAAAGCGCUCCGCUCGUGGACCUCCAGCAUUCCCUAUUCUCUUUGCCUUAAAUGGACAUUUUUCAAAAAGUGGACCCUAAUGACAAAAACCAACUUGAAACAUUAUCAGGGACGAUGGUACACGUAUGUUUUAACAUUAACAUUGAAAUCAAAAGGAUUUGAAGUGAUGUCUAAUUUCCCCUUUAACAUUUAUUUCCCUCUUGAGAGCAAAUAUGUGUCACGGCUUAAGACAAUUUAAGAUUCUUGUAAAUACAGAUGAUAAAGAAAUAUAGACAAAUAUGCUAUCUGUUCUUGUUCUAAUAGAGUAGUCGACAUAUUUGCUGUCUUCACCUAAGUUUGCUAUUUAGAGUAGAGUGUUUUAACUACCAUGGAUCUCAAUCUUUCUUUUUUUUCUCAAUAGAGCUAUGAUUAAAGUAUGCUAGAUAAAGAAUUCUGCUCGGUGUUUGCACUGUGUGCUGAUUGGAAAAACAAGAUGUCAUGAAUCUUGUUUUGUGAAGAUGUUUGUUGGAAAGAGUGAUGGAGAGGAUAUGAUAGAAAUCAACAGCUGAUUUGAUACCUUUUAUUCCACUCUUUAGUUUUCAAAUAAAUUUUCUCCAGAAAUAUUUUUUUUUCUUCUACUGGCAACACUGGCUAUUACACUAUUAUAAACCAGAACCAGAUUUUUCUUCUUUAAGAUGGUCUUAGUCACAUCAAAAUUUUUUGUCUAGUAGUUUCACCAUAUGCGAACCCAUAAAUGAUGGAUGAAAAGCUUAUGAAUCAAUAUGAAGUAUAAAAACAUUGUGAAAAAUGACCAACUUACCGCUGAUGUAAAACAUGAUGUCUGUGGGAUCUUCUGCAGAUGCUCAACCAUAUCUGGACCUUUUUACCUUCGUGGUUUACAUCAGAACUGUUUUUUUAUCCAUCAUUUGCCACAGCACCUCUUGAUGAAUUUCAAAUAAUAAAGAGAGAUGGAAUGGUUGAAUGUUUGUGUAUAUUGUGCAAUUGACUCCUGGAUAAGUGGAUAAGAAUUUAUUUUGCAUAUUUUAUGUACCUUCAUUGUACAUAGUUGAUUUAAGAAUCGGUUUAAUUUGUGUUGUACGAUAGUUGUCUCUGCAACCAAAGUGUUUUAUUGUGUUGUAUGCACAUCGUGCUUGCUUUUUUUGUUGUUGUUGUCAUUGCGCGGACAUCGAUAAUGUAAGUUCAGCGAUUCUGAAAUGUAUCUUCAGAGCUAUUGUGUGUCAUCUGCUUCAGUGUUACAUAGACCUGAAUGCUCAUUGCGUUGUUUACAGUAGCUUUUUUGAAAAUGUUGUUCAAUGAGCUGAAAACUAAGGACCGAGAAUGUUUUACUCUGCAUUAUUCAGCCAGGUCUGUGAGUGAAUUGGGGAGAAAUGUCUGUGAACUUUGCCUUAUCACACUUCAUUCGAUGCUUCGUUGCAUGAUCGCUGUGUCACAUGGCUUCUCUGCACAUCGUCUCACAACCGCACUCUGAAGCUGGAGAGAUUAAACAUGACCCAGUGUGUUUCACUUCUUGGUUCUGAUGGAUCUGAUCACCUUCCGUAUCAUUCAUAAAAAUAAAAGUUCACAUUUUUGCGUUCGAUUCAUCAUCUCUUACUGGACACGCAAGACUUUCUUGACUCUCAGGUUUUAUCAUCUGAUAACAGGGAUGAAACGUUUGAAGAGCUCAUGUUUCCUGCUGCAGCAUUGUCCAUGGAUGUGGCAUUCUUCUGUUUGUUUUUGUUUUUUAUUCGUGCUUUUGUGCUGUGGGUUACUGACAGAAUGAAUAAAUAUCAAUGAUUUUGCAAUACGA
Messenger RNA from Cyprinus carpio (common carp), 3249 nucleotides. RefSeq names its product E3 ubiquitin-protein ligase NRDP1. Lineage: Eukaryota; Metazoa; Chordata; Actinopteri; Cypriniformes; Cyprinidae. Gene Ontology annotation, biological process: tumor necrosis factor-mediated signaling pathway; regulation of canonical NF-kappaB signal transduction; positive regulation of JNK cascade. Gene Ontology annotation, cellular component: plasma membrane signaling receptor complex. The record is from RefSeq and is a predicted model, not a curated record. Gene Ontology annotation, molecular function: zinc ion binding; ubiquitin protein ligase activity.